This is a messenger RNA of Orbicella faveolata, 3925 nucleotides long. RefSeq lists its product as uncharacterized. NCBI's taxonomy places the organism in Eukaryota, Metazoa, Cnidaria, Anthozoa, Scleractinia, Merulinidae. The record is from RefSeq and is a predicted model, not a curated record.
AAUUUGCUUUCUCCUACGCAAAACAUUACGUCUGUUCUUCUUUGGUCAUGUGCGAGGUCUUAUUCAUGCGUGAAAGUUAUGGCGGUCGGUUGGAGCUAACGCAAAUGAAGAUCCCUAAAGAAGUAGCUUACUCUUUGGACAUGAACGAGUAUGAAAUUGGAGUUGACAAUUUUCACGGUGACAAAGAUGUAACUGGAGAGGAUUGUGAUGAAUUUGAGAGGGAUUUUUGUAAUGGAAUAGACGAAAACGGAGAAAUUUUGGCUGACGACAAUGACGAGGCUGAAGACGAUGUUUAUCGGCAGUUGGCCCAGAAAGACAAGGAUCUUCUCUUAGCUGCAGAGCUGGGAAAAGCUCUUUUAGAGAAGAACGAAGAACUCAGUCAGAAGUAUGAAUUAUUACAAGAAGAGUAUUCCCAAGUUGUCGAAGAACUGGAACAGGAUAAAUAUGAGCUCAAAUUAAAAGUGGAACGCUUGGAAGACGCGAACGACUCUCGGGUACACGAACUGCAGGCUGAUUUGAUAGCACUUCGUAAUGAAUUAAAAACAUUACAGUCCAACUCGAUAAACGACAAACAAAGCAAAAGGGAAACGUUUGCCGGAUUGACGGAAGAGAACGAGCAACUUCAUUCAGAUCUUCAAAAGGUGAAGACAGAGAAUGAUCAGCUCAGAGGAGAUCUUGGUCUUCUCAGGAAACAACUUAGCAGAAAAAUUAGCUUGGAUGAUGAUCGGUUACAACAGAUGGAAAUUGAUGAGCUCUGGGAAAAGCUCACCAGGCUGGAAGAGGAGAAAUUGAGCCUGAAUAAAACCAUCUCUGAACUUGCAACCAGCAAGGAAACUCUGUCUAAAGAAGUAGAAGAACUCUUAGCAAAGAAUCAGUCAUUAGAGAAAAAACUGACUUCAAGCAAGGGGCAGCUUGCUCAUUGUGAAGAGGAACUCAAUGAGUCCAAAGAUCUCAAUGCAUUUCUCCAGGAUCAGAUUGACGAAAUCAAGAUGCAGGCAUCAAUGGAACAAUUAUCUAGGACGUCAUUAUUUUCCGAGCUGUCCGAUCUGUCCGUGACAGGAGUCGAUGAUGGAGAUCAGAGCAAGGACUCGUCACCAAAAAUGAUGGGUGUGGGGCUGAGACCAGUUGCCAGUCUCCACGGAAGUCCCAAGCCUUUACAGGCUUCCUCGUCGAUGGGCCUGGGUCAGAGCUCUAACAAGCGCCAGAGGCAGUACAGCAGUAUCAGCGAUGACGAGUCAGACGACAGUGACCUUGAAUACGAUGAACACGAAAUUGUGGUCGGAGGGGUGACGAGAGAUAGUGACUUCUACGCGCAGCUUGAAAAAGAGGAGAAGGCGAACGCUCAGGUAGGACUCACCAGGCUGGAAGAGGAGAAAUUGAGCCUGAAUAAAACCAUCUCUGAACUUGCAACCAGCAAGGAAACUCUGUCUAAAGAAGUAGAAGAACUCUUAGCAAAGAAUCAGUCAUUAGAGAAAAAACUGACUUCAAGCAAGGGGCAGCUUGCUCAUUGUGAAGAGGAACUCAAUGAGUCCAAAGAUCUCAAUGCAUUUCUCCAGGAUCAGAUUGACGAAAUCAAGAUGCAGGCAUCAAUGGAACAAUUAUCUAGGACGUCAUUAUUUUCCGAGCUGUCCGAUCUGUCCGUGACAGGAGUCGAUGAUGGAGAUCAGAGCAAGGACUCGUCACCAAAAAUGAUGGGUGUGGGGCUGAGACCAGUUGCCAGUCUCCACGGAAGUCCCAAGCCUUUACAGGCUUCCUCGUCGAUGGGCCUGGGUCAGAGCUCUAACAAGCGCCAGAGGCAGUACAGCAGUAUCAGCGAUGACGAGUCAGACGACAGUGACCUUGAAUACGAUGAACACGAAAUUGUGGUCGGAGGGGUGACGAGAGAUAGUGACUUCUACGCGCAGCUUGAAAAAGAGGAGAAGGCGAACGCUCAGCUGAAAAAGGAGAUUUGCGAAGCGCACGAUGAAUUGCGAGCAUUAUACGAAGAGCUCCGAAGUUCUCACGCGAGCUCGGACUCAGUCGAAAUAGAUGAUUUGGAGCCCAGUUCUGAUUUUAAGCCGGGAUGCCUCACGACAUUUGUGAAGAAUUUUAGAGACGUUUUGGAGCAAAUGGUCAGAGAUAACAGUACGAGAACAACGAAUCUAAAACAACAACUAUGUAAAGCCCACGAAAGCAUCGAUAGUCUGGAAGAAAAGCUUGUUGCCGUGAACUCGGAGGCAAAGAAGAGGGCAGACGAAGUCGCUAGUUUAAAAGAGGAUUUAAACGAGAGAGACAACGAAAUUGAACGCGUAAAAGAACAGAGAAACAAGUUAGCAAAGGGAGAGUGCGAAUCACAGCUGGCGUACGAUAUUAUCUACAACGAAGCUGUGCAAGAGAGGCAAAACGCUGUUGAAAGGGAAAAAAGUAUAGCAAAAGAAUUAAAGCAGUUUAAAGAAGACAGAGAUGAACUCGACCAUCAACUGAAGGAGGCCAUUGAACAGAAGAUUAAGCUGUCAAAACAACUAGAAGACUGGCAGUUUGAUAUGGCCUCUUUAAUAGACGACCAAGUUCAAAAACAGAUGAAAACAGCUGCUAAAGAGCAUGAUGACAACGCAAGAAGAAGACGGAUGUCGGCUUUUGCCCGAACAACUCGUUGGCACUGGAGCGGUGGUAACAACAGACGGCAGAACGUGUUAUGAUGUAGAAGAAACAGACUACGGAAGAAAGUUCCAUGGACUUAACUCGAUGUUGGCCAUCGUGAAGUGCCGAGUGAAGACUGAACUCCAGGGUUCAAUGUCCAUCCGACUCCCGUGGGUUUCUACAGCCUCGUUCUCACGGAGACGGCUGCGCGGGGCAUGCUUAUGGCCUGAGCUUUUAGUUUGGACUUGCCUAUUAUUUUUUUUUUAUCAAGACAUAUCUAUCCUUUAUUUAUAAUAUCUAUUUAAUUGAACAGAUCAGAUCCUGAAAUGUUGACACGGAUUAUUCUGAUAGCUGGACAUUUUUGCAAUAUCUUGUUCGUAUCUACCACUUGAAGAGCUUUUUAGUUAUCCUAACAUUUGUUGGCCAGAUACGUCUCGGGUUUGAAUUUCUCGUGUCGCUUGUCAUCUAUCGGUCAUCUGGAGAUUGACUGACGGCUUAACGAUCCAUUCUUACAUUGUGAUGUUCGUACACGUCUCAUGGGCGCUAAAAGUCGUCAAUUUUUUAACUGGAGGUGUAAUAAUGUAUAUUAAUGGUAAUAUUAAAUGUAAUAAGGUCUCGUUUCUUCUGUACGAAGAGGGCAGAAAGUUUAUCGCUCGAUUCGUUGUCUAACGUUAAAGCACUUGAAGAUAAAUUAACAUUAAAUUAUGUGACUCCCAAGAAGUUAAAUAAGUUUAUUCUGCGAAUUGCGAACUUUCUAGAGAAUAUAACUAUAAAGUGUUUGGCAGUGUGUGUAGAUUUUUCAUUAAAUGUACAUAAUUAAGUCUGACGAAUACUUGUGUUGCGAUAUAAAUAAGACUGUAAACGAGUUCUUGGGGAUUUAUUUAAUUAAACCGAUGCUAAGAUGUCGCAGUCUUUCUUUUUUCUUACCGCACUAGUAUUUAGGUAAAUUUAAUGGUUUUCUUUUUAUUAAGCUAAGCUUAAAAGUAUGGGUAAUGGUUAGCUUAACCUUAAUCGUAAAUUUGAUUUAAUCUAUGUAGAUAAGUUAGCGACUCUUGCUUGUUCUCCGCUAGCAGAAUCUUUGAACUAAGGUCGUCACUUUAUGGUCUGCCAAUCUUCUGGAAUUAAUUAAGGACUUGUAAUAAUUACAACUAAUAUAUGCAACGUUUCAAAAACACUGCACACAAAAGUUUAGUCAGUCCAUCAUACGUCUAGAAAGUGGAUAUGAAAUUGCUGGAAGAUUUAUGGUUGUGAAAAACUUAGUUUUAUCAAAAGAGGUAAAGAAAUAAAAGGAGUAUUUUGACAGUGA